Messenger RNA from Sporisorium graminicola, 873 nucleotides. RefSeq lists its product as uncharacterized. Gene Ontology annotation, cellular component: nucleus; cytoplasm. Gene Ontology annotation, biological process: positive regulation of protein phosphorylation; signal transduction; cell division. Gene Ontology annotation, molecular function: protein kinase activator activity. Bases 1 to 873 code for a protein of 290 amino acids. Lineage: Eukaryota; Fungi; Basidiomycota; Ustilaginomycetes; Ustilaginales; Ustilaginaceae. The transcript has a single exon. The record is from RefSeq and is a predicted model, not a curated record.
AUGUCAUUUUUCAACUCAUUAGGUCGAUCCAUGGGCCGCUCAUCACGGCCCAAAAAAUCGCCUACACAUCCCAACAUGCCCACGUUCGACCCUUCCUCGCUCUCCAACUACCCGCGCUCCCCGACCUCGCCGUCCUCCUCCAGCGCGCUCGGCCUCGGCUCCAACGGCAAACCGCUCUACCUGUGCCAGCCGUUUGUCGGCGCGUCACUGGUCAAAGGCUCGCUCAAAACCAUCUCGUCCGUCCCCAAGUACGUCGAUCCCAAGGAGUGGGUGGCCGUCAACCUGUUCGACUUCUUCAACAACCUCAAUCAGUUCUACGGUGUGCUCACCGAGUUCUGCACGGUCUCGGCCAACCCGACCAUGUCCGCGGGGCCAGGGUUGGACUACACCUGGAUCGACCAGAACCGCAAACAGGUCAAGCUUCCCGCACCGCAGUACAUCGACUACGUCAUGACCUGGGUCGGUGGACUCCUGUCGGACGAAGCGACGUUCCCAACGAAAGCGAGUCGUGACUUCCCACCGACAUUCCUGACGACGAGCAAGCACAUCUACAAACAGCUCCUCCGCGUCUUUGCGCACAUCUACCACGCACAGUACCAGUACCUCGUGCACCUGUGCUGCGAGGGACACUUCAACUCGCUGUUUGCCCACUUUAUCGCCUUCGGCAGCGAGAACAGGCUGUUUGACUACCGCGAUUUCAAGUGGUCCGGCGGGGCGCCGGGUGGCGGCGGUGCGGGCGGAGGCGCGCAGAGUCCCACGGCGACCGUGGCGAGUGCGGGUGGCAGCGGGGGCGGCUAUCCUGGCGUGUGCGAUCUGAUCGAGAAGUGGGUCGAGUUGGGCGUACUGGGUCCCGAGUGUAUCGGUCAGAGGUAG